Messenger RNA from Gilbertella persicaria, 765 nucleotides. RefSeq names its product cytochrome b5-like heme/steroid binding domain-containing protein. The coding region runs from base 34 to 483 and encodes 149 amino acids. The transcript is spliced from 4 exons. Gene Ontology annotation, molecular function: heme binding. NCBI's taxonomy places the organism in Eukaryota, Fungi, Mucoromycota, Mucoromycetes, Mucorales, Choanephoraceae. The record is from RefSeq and is a predicted model, not a curated record.
UUUUUUAUAUAUAUAUAUAUUUUUAUAUAGACUAUGAAUCCUCAAAUGAAUCUGGUUGAUCCUGACAAUCAAACUAUGAAUGUACCUGAGUUUCCAUCUCGAAAUGGUCCUCAACGAUUAGUAGCAGCAGCUACGAAACAGCCUCGCAAUAGAGAAAAGGUCAGAUUAGAACCAGGUCAUUCACCUCUUGAUUGGGCCAAGUUGUGUAAUUCGGGUCAAGACUUGAGGGGCGUGCCUCAAUUGGGUAGAUAUACAUUAGAAGAAGUGAGACAACAUAGAACACAAGAAGAUGCAUGGACUGCUAUUCAAGGCAAAGUAUAUAACCUAACACCUUAUCUUAAAUUUCAUCCUGGAGGUGUGAGGGAUCUAAUGCGUUGUGCUGGUAAAGAUGGUACUAAGCUAUUUAUGCUUACACAUUCAUGGGUGAAUAUUGAUUAUCUAAUGGAAAAAUGUAUGGUUGGAUUUCUUGUUCCUUCUCAUUAAUACCACUCUCGUUUUCUUUUUCUUUUUUUUCUUUCUUUCAUUAUUAUUAUGUCUGACAAAAAUAAAAACAAGGCUACUUUUUGGAAUCCUAGAGCUGAUCCCGAUAAUAAAAAACCUGCUGAUAAACAAACAUUUGAUAGACCAAGGUAGUCUUUUUUGAUAUUGUUCAUCUCAACAAUAGCUUGUGUGUUUUAGGCUGUAUGAUUUCUCAAGUCCUGCUUGGAAUAGGAAAUACGAAAUUUGGUACCAAAAAGAACCUAUGGUCGAAUAUGAAUACACAAA